CAUUUAUCAUUAUAAUUUCAAUACAAUAGUAAUAAUUACAAUAGAUUUUCAUUAUAGUGCUACCCAUCUUAUCACCAGUAAAACAUUCUGUGUGCACAGAAACAAAGAAUAAAGUGAGGAUGAACAGAAAUGUUGGAGUGUGUGUGUGUGGGGGGGGUUAUGGGUGAAAAGGAGAGAGAAGCAGGUAUAAAACCUGACAGAGCAUCAGGCAUCACACACAUGAAUACACCUCCAGAGACUAGAGACAAACAGACAGACGAAACAAGAAAAGGGGUGUUAAGACAAAUCUUACAAGGUAAGAAACUGAUUUUUCUACAAAAAAAAUUUAAUCGUGAAACCAAAAUGAUUACAAAUCACCAGCAAAUUUAUGUGAGAAAUUUCGGUUAUUAUAUACAUUAUUAUACAAAUAUUGGUAAAACUUUACACUAAGGUUGUAUUGGUAAAAAUUUGCAAAUGCAUUAUAGAAAUAGUUAUUUAGCAUUUAUUAAUCUUUGAUACUAGUGAAUACCAAUGUUUUGUGUUGUUUAAUUAACUGUAACAAACACAACGUUUUUGGAAAGUGUUACUGAAAUAUUAAUGAAAAGUAAUGUCGAAAAUCAUUUUAAAAUGUUAAUGUAGCUGACAAAAGCUCGCUUGAGAUAGCACGCAUACUCAAAAUUCGGAUUUAGGAUGGUCUUUUCUAGCUGCAUUUAAUAAACGGUAAAAGAAAAACACCGCUUUAAUUGCUUUUUAGCUUUAAAUAAAAAAAUAAGAUGUAGUAAAUAAGAUAAUAAACAAACAGCAAAUAAGGUGCAUAUAUGUAUUAGAAAAAUAUUUUGAAAUAAUUACUAAUAAAAUGACUAACAACUAUACUUCAUUAGGCCUACUAACUAAUACCAAAACACAUCAUUUCAUUUAAUAUAACAUUUACAAUAUAAUAUUUAAUAUUAAUACAAUAUAUUGUAAUUUAACACAACACCACGAAGUAUUGAUGUUUUGAAAGGUACUGUAAUAAAAAAUUUUACUAUAGGUGAUCCAAUUUACAAGCUUUUAUAAACACAACAGUGUCACCAGUAGCUCACAUAACUGAACCCUGUAAUUCAAAGAUUUAAGAAUGAGGGUGCACUUGCUCAUUUGUUUCCCCUUAGACAUGCAGACAACAGAGAUGAAGGUUUUACUGGCUGUGUUUUGUGUGGUUAGCAUUCUCCAGCCCUGCCACGCAGUCUCUAGCAGUGGAGAAUGCUACUUCAAUGCGAAAGCCAGCUGUGAACACAAGGGUCGUGUAUUUGACAUUGGAGAGAUGUGGAUCAACGACGAAUGCUUCCAGUGUGUGUGUUUUGAACCUUUUGGAGUGGGCUGCUGUGAACAUGGAAAGCAGCCAGUAGAUUACCCGCCCUGGUGCGAAGUUGUUAGAAAGCCAGAUUCCUGCACCGUCGCUGUGGUGAUGAAGGCCAACCAUAAACUGCCCUGUCUGUUCGGAGGAAAGAGCCGUUUGAGAUCAGAAGGGCUGCUGUGGAAAUCCGAUAAUGACGCUCUCUUCUAGACCGCAUUACUGAACUCUUAGAUGUAAACGGUUCUUUAUUAACACAAUAUGGAAUAGUUUUGCGUAGAAAGAAACCUGACAUGCUCUCAUCAUGUUUGACGAUUGUUUGAAACUGGACAACGCUUCCUAAGAUACAUUACCGGAAAAAAAUAAAAUACGAUUUCAGUAUUUGGUAUUCAGUGUUUGGUAUUCAGUGUUUGGUACAUGCCCAGCUUGAUUUGAGGACUUGGAACAUUGUGCGUGCAUAUCUGACCUGAAGAGGGCACGCGGUCAAUGUAAAACAUUUGCUUAUUUGAUUUGAAUAGUGCAAAAGGUUAUCAUUCCUUUUACUUUUUUCAUAACACUACAACAUUAGAUUUAAAGUACAUUUUGUGAAUCUCAGACCUGCAACGUGUGCCGUCUUUUGGACUACUCUGUAUGUGACAGACAACAAAAGAAGGGUAACUAACACUAAAUAGUAUUGAUAGCUACUCAAAAUCUGUGAAUUCUGCAUCUACAAAUAAAUAUCAGUAACUUUCUAAAAAUGUCUACGGUCUUCGCUUAAAAAAAAAAAACCCCAAAAAGAAACACUUGAGUGACAGUAAAAAUCAUGGUCUUUAUUUUUUAAAAAGAAUUUAGCCAUCAUUACACAAGAUACAGACAGUAACAAAGUGAUUACACGUCAUUGUGGGCUCUUUCCAGUUAAAACUAUGUGUUCACCCAUUAAAUCCAUAUACUAUUAAGUGUUACAUUUCGCUCCCAUUUACUGUGUUCAUAAUACAUUAUUUAGAUCUGCACGGCUUUGAGGACCUUCAAAUCUGGCAGUGACACUGACUUGAACUCGCGGUAAAGAAAAAAACUUUAAUCUUCGACCUUCCCUGGGUAGAGUACGGCUCUUUAAAGCAAACAAAACAGGCCACCAUUCAGAGUGCAUAAGGAAACCACGACGUAGCCCCCUCUGCUCACAGGACGCCCACCAUAAGCCCACAACAGUGCAGCAUUUCAAAUAGUGGUUUGAAAAAGAUUUGUGUUAAAAUGCUGGGGGGGUUAUCCCAAACCAAAAAAAUACAUAUAUUACUCAAACUCCAAACAAGCAAAUGCUUUCAAUAAAAAAAAAGAACAAAAACGAUGGUCAGCCCGGCAUGGUUGUGCAUACUGAUACAGACCACAUGGUGUGGUUUUGGUCCCAAAACCUGCGACACCAGGCAGCGGAAACAUGUGCAGAAUGAACAGUGAAGAGGAAGAUGAGGAGAGUGGGGGGGAGCACCAGACACAAGCUUCAAUAUCCUUGUUCAUAGAAACAGCCUGAAUUUGGCUAUCUGGUGAUCAAAAGCCAGUCGGGAAAAGACCGGGAGAUGAGGAAAAACGUGGCAGUUUUGGUUGGAUUAGACAUUUGCCACUAAUGCAAAGCGCUGGUCAUUAAACUCCCAAAAAACAACACCCCAACAUAACAUCAAAACGUCUACAGUGUACGGUUUUAGAGAUGCAAUAACUUACGUCACUGUUUCGGAGGAGAUGUGAAACAUAUCAAGUGCUCCUAAAAAUUUGAAGUACUUUUAAAUCGAGAGGCACCGCUUUUUGCUAGUAGGCUUGGUGAGCUCUACCCCAUAUGAAAACAUGGUCGAAGAAAAUAUAAGAGGGGAAAUAGGGAAUAGGGAAAGAAAGCAAAUGAGAUGAGAA
Molecule: messenger RNA, 3181 nt
Organism: Triplophysa rosa
Lineage: Eukaryota; Metazoa; Chordata; Actinopteri; Cypriniformes; Nemacheilidae
Gene: msmp2
Product: microseminoprotein, prostate associated 2
Exons: 3
Coding region: 1094-1522 (142 amino acids)
Source: RefSeq, a predicted model, not a curated record